Messenger RNA from Danio rerio (zebrafish), 2242 nucleotides. RefSeq names its product lectin, mannose-binding 2-like b (gene lman2lb). Gene Ontology annotation, molecular function: metal ion binding; carbohydrate binding. NCBI's taxonomy places the organism in Eukaryota, Metazoa, Chordata, Actinopteri, Cypriniformes, Danionidae. The record is from RefSeq and is marked provisional. Gene Ontology annotation, cellular component: Golgi membrane; endomembrane system; membrane.
UUUUGAAGUGAGCGAGGAAAAAUGGCGACCAUCGCGAUGAAGUUGAACGGGACAAUUUACACAACAAUAAUGGAUUUACCGCACAGUCUGUCAAACAAAAUUAAAGUGUCGGCGUUAUUAGUUUUAAUACUCGCUUUUGUAAGUAGUAGCAAUGGAGAAAACACAUAUGAAGAUAACUCUUAUGAAUUUCUCAAGCGGGAGUAUUCGCUGAGUAAGCCGUACCAAGGACUGGGCUCCUCCAGCUCGUCACACUGGGAGUUUAUGGGCAACACCAUGGUCAUGCCUGAACACAUACGGCUGACACCAGACAUGCAGAGCAGACAAGGAGCCGUGUGGAGUCGUAUUCCCUGUUACCUGAGGGACUGGGAGCUUCAAGUUCAGUUUAAGAUCCAUGGAGAGGGCAAGAAGAACCUGAAUGGGGAUGGCCUUGCAAUAUGGCUGACCAAAGAGCGAAUGCAAAUAGGUCAGGUGUUUGGAAGCGCCAACAUUUUUACUGGUUUGGGUAUUUUUGUGGACACUUAUCCAAACGAUGAUAAGCAGCACGAGAGAACGUUUCCAUUCAUCUCCGCAAUGGUUGGGAAUGGAAGUGUUGCGUAUGAUCAUGACCGUGACGGACGAACUACUGAUCUUGGUGGUUGUACUGCUCACGUUCGCAACGUUGAGCAUGACACAUUUGUCCUGAUCAGAUACAUGAGGAGCAGACUAACAAUUAUGACUGAUAUUGAAGGGAAGCAGGAGUGGAAGGACUGUCUGGAUAUGCCUGGAGUAAGACUGCCACAGGGAUACUACUUUGGUGUCUCAUCCGCAACUGGAGAUUUAUCAGAUAACCAUGACCUGGUCUCUUUCAAGCUCUAUGAGCUCACAGUGGAACGCAGUCCUGAAGAGGAAGAGGAGCAGCAGGAGAUCACACUACCUAGUGUUGACUACCGAGUGGACCCUAAUGUUCACGUGGAGGAUGAAGGAAGGAGCAUCAUCACCACCUUCUUCAUCUUCAUCGUCUCUGUCGUUGCACUGGUCGUGGUGAUCGUGGUCAUUCUCUUCCUAUAUAGUCAAUAUAAAGACAGCCGCCGCAAGCGCUUCUAUUGAUCUACUGAUUGAAGAGAGCAAAGACAUGCCAUGAGAGAUCCAAUGUGAGUUUGACUGGCUUUUUUGUUUUGUUGUUUUUUGCAAAAAGAACCAUUUCUGGUUCACUCCAACAGAAAGGAACUGAAGGCCAACACUGAACUAGAAGCCAUAGCUGAUCUCUCAGUAUGAAAACAGACCACCUCAAUCAUCAAUAUCAUCUCAAAAACAAACUGUUGAAGAGUGUUUGAGAGACUGUGCGUCUUUUUUUUUUUUUUUUUUGAAGGUCUCUUCAGAUAUUUGUGCGUUUUUCUGUAAUUUUUGUACCAAUUACACUGACCUUGGCCUUUCUCCCUGUGACAGCAUUUACAGAGGCUAAAGAGUUCAACAAACUAUGGUAUUCUCAGGUUGUCAACUGUAACGCAACUGCAGAAGUCCCAGAAGCCCUGGUGCUUGUUUUUUUUUAUGAUCAAAAGAAGAAACUCGGUCACCAGACUUCAGUAAAUCAUCUUAUCCACCACACUCGCUAAAUAGUCAAAGAUCAUGUUUUAAGAUUUGUAAAAUUAAUUGAGAUUUAUUUCACCUUUAUACAAGUAAUGCUGGCCAGCCGUGCUCUUCUUAACCGACAGUAGCAACCGACAGUGUGAACGUGAAUAAAAUAGUUUCUCCAAAUUUGUGUUUCGUAAUAAAUGAUAGAUACUUGAUGUCUUUUGUUAUAUGUGGUCCUGUUUAAUGUUAUUCAACACUGCACUGAACUGCUCGGCCAUAUGUAGCUUGUCUAAAGUUACUUUGGUUUGUGAAACAUGAUUUAAUUAACUAUGAUUUUUGUGUGAAACCUUUAUUUUACGUGUCAAUGGCCUUAUUUGAAUACUAUGUUCAAUUGUUUUGAUGUGCUGGACAAUAUAACAACAGAAAUGAACGAAAACGUGGUUUCUUGAGUUUACUUUUAUCUUGAUAGUUUUUCAAUAAUUGAAGAUAUCCAGUUGUUUUCCUUCCAUGCUGCAGUUUUUCCUGUCACUUCUAGUUGCUGCUGUUUACAGUUAUUCAAGGUUUGCUGAUUGUCUGUAUAAUGGCAGAGACUGUAGCUCAGUGAUUGAGGAAGCUGCUGUAUAAAACUGUUGUGUCUUUUGUCGUCUUAGUUUUUUCCACCAUGUUUAAUGCUCAAACUAAAUUAAAGAAG